UAAUGCUAUUUACAGUACACAAGUGUAAAGAACAAAAUUAUUACAGCACAAAAACACAAUAAGAUGAAGAAUACAAUAAUAUUAAAAACCCAUUAAAAUUGAAUACAUAAGAUAGCUGGUAUACAUAGAUUGAUUGUAUCUACAUUAAGUUCCACUAGCUGCAGGAGUGUCAGUACAUAACGUGACUCUAACAGGAAAUGAUAAAUGGUGGUGGUGGGGUGGGUUAGUGGGUGGAGCUGUUGAUCAGUCUUACUGCUUUGGGAGGGUAACUGUUUUUGAGUCUGGUGUGGAUGCUACACAACCUCCUCCCUGAUGGGACUGGGACGAAUGUCCAUGAGCAGGGUGGCUGAGAUCCUUCUGAAGUUACUGGCCUUUUUCCAGCAUUUUCUGUGUACAGAGCUUUCCAGUCAGCUGCAGUGCAAUUUCCACACCGCGCAGUGAUGCAGCAUGUUAGGAUGCUCUUUACUACACAUCCAUGGAAGGUCAAGGGUAUCGAUGUACAUGUAGUCUAGCUUUAUUCAGUCUCUUUAGAAAGUAGAGGCAUUGGUGAGCUUUCCUGAUUGUGUAGGAUGUGUUCUGGGACCAUGAGAGAUUGUGUGGGAUGUGCAAUCCCAGGAAUUUGAAAUGGUUAGCGGUUUCCACUGCUGUGUGGCCAAUAUAAAGAAGGGUUUGAGUGCUGUGAGUCACUACCUGAACCUUCACUAACGAAGUGAAUUUAAAAGAUCCUUCACUCUCUUGGCAAAGCAAGGUCACCUCAACUCUUUCUUGAAUGGUUGAUCCCUUAUUAGAGAUGAAGACUGUUCAUCAAGUGAAGCCUGAUUGCUGCAUCUACUGUUUUAAGUCCAGUUAGGACAAUUCCAAUUUCAUCAUUCUGUCCACAUAACUGAAGUCCCUUAUCUUAAAGAUAAAAAUUAAAGAUUAGCUUUUUUGUUGCAUGUGCAUCAAAACACUGAAACAGUGAAAUGUGUUGUUUUGCAUCAAAUCGAAUCGGAGAGAAUUGUGCUGGGGCAGCCUGCAAGUGUCACCACGCCUCCGGUGUCAACAUAGCAUGGAAUGUGGGAGGGAACUGGAGCAAACCCACACAGUCACGAGGAAGCACGUACCGACUCCUUACGGUUAGUGGUGGGAAUCGAACCCCAAUUUGUGAUUGCUGACGCUGCAAAGCGAUGGCACUAAUUGCUACAUUACAAUGUCAUCCCAAACUCUUCUCCACUUCUCUACAGAUUUGCAUCUUUUAUAAAGUGUGAUAAUUGGAUUGGAUAUAAUCCACACUCUACCUAUUAAACCAACAUUUUAUAAAGGUUCAUUAUGACUUCCUUGGUCUUGUACCCUAUCCCUCUACAUAUAAAGCCAAGGAAAGUGUAUUCCUUUUUCAAAUACUUUCUGAAUAUGCCCCCAGAUCUCAAAUAAAACAGAAAAUACAGGAAACAGGUAAGCAGCACCUAUGGUAAGAAAAGCAAAUUUAAUUGUUCAGAUCAAAAACCCUUAAUUAGACCUGGAAAAGUUUUUUAAAAAACUAAUUUAGUUUAAAGUCACAGAAUGGCUGGGAAGGGAUUAGCAGAACAAGGUGAAAAUUAUUGUUGAGGUGAGGCCAAAGUUUUCCAAGUGAGCAAGUGUUUGUGGAGCUAUCUAGUUAUCAAAUUAAUGAGAGCUUUUAGAAGAAAACAAAGAUACUUUGAGAUAUAUCUGAGUUAUUGCUGAAACCCAAAGUCAAAACAGGAAGUGGGGGCAGGGGUCAAUGGUAACCUGAAAAUACCUAGCAGUUCAAGGUUUAUCUGUGGAGAGGGGAAAGCUUAAGUCAACAUUAUAUGUGGACAAUCCUAACAGUUUAUCCACCUGUAAUGUUAAUUUAAGGUGUAUAAUCUAACAGCAGAACUGGCUGUUUCUGUUUCAAACUGAUGGAGUGAGUCAUCUGAUUUUGGAUGCAAGUCCUACAGGCUGAAAUGUGCCCAGGCAGAAGAUGAGACUCUUCCAAAGUGGAACAGUGUCGGAGGCCUAAGGCAGAUAAAUAAGAGAGGGAGUGGAGAGCCAGAAUUCUGCAGAUGCCAGAUUCUGCAGGAGGAACACUGAGGAUUGAGCAGCAUCUGUGGGAGGAAGGGCACAGUCAACAAUUUGGGUUGAAAUCUUGAUGCAGAUCCUUCAUCAACGAUUCCUGUUCUUCCACAAUUGCUGCUCAAUCUGAGUUCGUCCAGCAGAUGGUUUAUUGCUCCAGAGAGGAAAUGGGAUGUAGAAUUAAAGGUGACUAAAAUGAUCUAAGUCAUUCUUGCAGGUUGAAUAGAGGUACUGGGUGAACUCUUCACCCAAUCUGUGUUUUGUUUUGCCACUCAACACCUCACAAUGUGAGUACUGACUGCAGGUCACAGGACUGGAAGAAGGGCAGGUGAAUUACUACUGCUUUUCUGGGAUGAUAUGAAGGCAAGAGGCAAAAUGGUAAAUUUCCUGUUGUUUGAUGGGACAAACCCAUGAGAAAGUGGUUGAUGAUGAUUGAAGACCAAACCAGGACACAGGUUAAAGUCCUACUGGAUUGUUGAAAGGGGAGGGGAGUGGAAUUUGUGGCUGGUGGCAGAAUAAUGCUGAAGGUGGUAGAAAGGUGAUCUAUUGAAUGUGGGGGCUGGUGCAGUGAAAGGCAGGCCAGGGAAAGCAUUUCCUUGCUCUGGUGUGGAGGACAGGAGGUGAGAAUAAAUGUGCAGGAAAAAAAGAUGAGAAUGUUUUACCGUCAUCUAUGAUGGGGGCGGGGGGGGGGGCGUUGAGGGUUAAGUUAAAAAGUAAUUUCAUUUGCACCUCUCUGGGAAGUCUCACCAUCAAACAAAAUGCGACGGACAUGGAGUACUUAGAGGAAUGGAAUCCCCGCUGAAAGGCAGGUAGGAGGAAGUAUAAUCAACGUACUCGUGGCUGCCAGUGCAUGUGUAAUGGAUAUUAGUUACGAACCUACGCUCCGAGUUGGAGACGUGCUUUUGGACAGUAUUAAUGGGUUUAAGGUGAUAUGGGAAAGAUUUAAGAGCAACUUAGGGGCAAUUUUUUUUUUUGCACAAAGAUUGGCAUCUAUGUGUUAUCAGCUUAAAGAGGAAAUGGUUCAGGCAGGUAUAAUAACGACUUUCAGAAGUCAGUUGGUCUGGAAAAAUUUUGGGCAAAGCGCUAACAAAUAGGACUGGCUUCCAUGGGUCGUCAUAUGGAUCAGUUGGACAGGAGCUUCUCUUUCCAUGCUGUAUGACUCGGUGACGGAGAAAUACAGGAAGAGAAGGCUAGAGUCAGAAUAGAGCUCGUGAAAGUGAGGACAGCAUAAGUAAUGAAAUUUUAAAGUUCUGCAUGAGAGGAGAGACCAGCAACAAAACGUGCGCAUGGCUUAAUUUCAGCAUCUGCAGUCGCUUCUAUCUCUUGUCCAUCAGUCCUAUGUGGCAAAUUCAAAAUUCACACGUCAAUCAUACACGCAACCAUAUUUCCUUCAUUGAACAUCUCUGGCGCUAGUUAGACAUGCAUGAACUUCUAGUUACUGUAUACAUUGCACCCAGAUUAUCGUAUUAUUUACAUACUCAUUUAUGACCACCAACCCACAAAAUGCAUCUAUUUUUAUUACUCAUCAAUCCAAAACAAGUAUCAUACACGCAAAAUGUAUACAAUAAAAUGUUACAGGAAAGAUGGAGCCCAAGGGAUGCAUGUUGUUUAAAGGAGUUUUUAAAGGACAUAAGAAUGGCUCUUUUGGAUUCUCGGAAAUUCUCAGCAGGUCGGUCAUUAUCUAUAGAGACAAGAAACAUUCGUGAUAAAGCUACGGGGAGGACCACAUCGCAGUGAUCCCUUCAGCCAUGAUGUGUCUCCUGCAAGUGUUUACUGGUGUUUUCUGCUUCAAGUUCUGAUUUUCAGCAGUACCGCUUCAACUUGUAUUUUACGAUAUUUUCUUGCCUUUUAGCAUUCAGAUACGUUUGUUAUGUUAUCCUUGACGACGGUGAGUUUCUGUUGUGCCGCAGCUGGCAAUGUACAACCUGAUCUGCAGCGAAAGCUCGCACGUUCGAAUGUGAUCCCGAGGAACAAGCGCUUCGCUGUGGGAGAGUUUCCAACAAAGCCAAGCGCACCGAACCUGGAUGAUAAGGUGGUGCGCUUGCGCCGUGGCCUGUAGCGGAUUGGUUGCCGACGGAGAGGGGGUGGGCCGGGAUCGCAGGCCCCGCCCCUUGCUGCUGCUGCGCGAGCAGCGCAGGCGCAGUGCAAGUGUACCUGAGCUACCUCCAUGAGCGCGGUCGGUCGGCGGGUGUUGGGCCGACGGCUCGGUGUUGGUCGCCCGGCGGCGAUAUUGAGGUGGUACCGGCGCCUCUGAGCUGUGCAUUCGGCGGAUGUGAACUACCGAGAGAGCCUGAUUUCCUCGGCUGACAUCAGGCCUCCUGCACCCCCCGGCGGUUGGAGCGGGAUGUCGAGCCCGGCGCUGUUGCCGCUAUCGAGUCGCCGGUUGGCGGCUCUGAGUCCCGGUUCAUCUGUGUCUUUUUACCCGCAUCACAGAGCCACCCUGCGGCUAUCGGAGAAAUUCAUCCUUCUGCUCAUCCUCAGCGCCUUCAUCACCCUCUGCUUCGGGGCCAUCUUCUUCCUUCCCGACUCCUCCAAGCACAGGCGCUUCGAUCUGGGGCUGGAGGACGUGCUUAUCCCGCACGUUGAACAGGACAGGUCGGCGGGACGGGACGGCAGCGCCGGCCCACAAGGCGGCGGCGGAGUUAUGGUGCAUGGAGGCGGGGAGGAGCAUCGGCACCGACACAGGGAGGAAGAGGAACAACUGCGGAAAAUGAUCAGGGCAGAUCACGAGAGGGCUCUAGAAGAGGCAAAGGAGAAACUGAAAAAAUCCAAAGAUCAAAUCCGUGCUGAGAUUCAGACAGCGAAAAAUCGAGUGGCACAGGAUGCGAAGAAAAGAGAAGGCAAGCAAUUACCACAAGUAGCUAUUCCAAAACUGGUGGGAAUCAAUAAUGGAGACCCUGGUGAUCCAGAUACCAGAGAAAAGCAAGAGAAGAUUAAAGAGAUGAUGAAACAUGCUUGGGGAAACUAUAGACAGUAUGCUUGGGGGCACAAUGAAUUGAAGCCUCUUUCAAGAAAAGGUCAUUCAACCAAUAUAUUUGGAAAUUCUCAGUUGGGUGCUACCAUUGUGGAUGCACUAGAUACACUCUACAUCAUGGGGCUUUUUGAUGAGUUUCGAGAUGGGAAAGAAUGGAUUGAGAAGAACUUAGAUUUCAGUGUGAAUGCAGAAGUCUCUGUCUUUGAAGUGAAUAUAAGGUUUAUUGGAGGUCUUCUGGCUGCCUAUUAUCUCUCAGGAGAGGAGGUCUUUAAGCAAAAAGCAGCACAACUUGCUGAGAAGCUACUGCCUUCCUUUAACACCCCGACUGGUAUCCCUUGGGCAAUGGUGAACCUGAAGAGUGGUGUUGGACGGAACUGGGGCUGGGCAUCUGCUGGGAGUAGCAUUUUGUCUGAAUUUGGGACUCUGCAUUUGGAGUUUGUUCAUCUGAGCUACCUGACAGGGGAUCCCAUCUACUACAAGAAAGUGUUACAUAUUCGGAAGUUAUUGCAGAAUAUGGAUCGACCUAAUGGCUUGUACCCUAACUACCUUAAUCCCAGGACAGGUCGCUGGGGCCAGCAUCAUACUUCUGUGGGUGGACUAGGAGACAGUUUCUAUGAAUAUUUGCUGAAGGCUUGGUUAGUAUCUGAUAAAACAGAUACAGAAGCAAGGAAAAUGUAUGAUGAUGCAGUGCAGGCUAUCGAGAAGCAUCUUAUCAGGAAAUCAAACAGUGGUUUGACUUUUAUUGGAGAAUGGAAGAAUGGUCACCUUGAGAGGAAAAUGGGUCACCUGACAUGUUUUGCUGGAGGAAUGUUUGCUCUUGGGGCAGAUGGAUCCCCAAACGAUAAAGCAGGGCAUUAUCUACAGCUUGGUGCCGAGAUUGCACACACCUGUCAUCAGUCAUAUGACAAAACAGUGCUAAAGUUAGGCCCUGAGGCAUUCAAAUUUGAUGGUGGGACAGAAGCAGUGGCACUGAGGCAAAAUGAAAAGUACUACAUCCUUCGGCCAGAAGUGAUAGAAACCUACUGGUAUAUGUGGCGAUUCACCCAUGAUCCCAAAUAUCGGCAGUGGGGCUGGGAGGCAGCUCAGGCCAUCGAUAAAUACUGCAGGGUGAUUGGGGGAUUUUCAGGUGUCAAAGAUGUCUACUCUUCAUCGCCAGCCUACGAUGAUGUACAACAAAGUUUCUUUUUGGCUGAAACACUAAAGUACCUGUACCUCCUGUUUUCUAGUGAUGACCUCUUACCCUUGGACUAUUGGGUUUUUAAUACAGAAGCUCACCCUCUUCCUAUUUUACGUUCUAUGAAUUCUACCAUGUUUGGAAAUAUGGUACUUCAAUGAGGACUGCAAGAGAACUGGAAGAGAACUCUACUGUUUUGUCGUAGUGCUAGCAGGACAAGUGCAACUAAUCUUCAAAGAAAAGAAAGGAUCCUAAUCAGUAAGACUUGAAUGAUUUGAGAUUAAAUCAUGUAAGAAAGAUGUGGACUACUGAGGGAAUACAUCUUUCACAGCAGAGUACAAUGAAUGUACAAAUUUACUAUGGUGUAGUUGGCAAUCAGUACAGUGUGAAUGCUGUACAAUUAAUUUUAUGACUGAUGUUCAAAGAAAGCUUAACAGCACUAGAUGUAUGUAAGUAGUACAGGAUAUUUUUCUUCUGCACUACCUAAAGCCAUUGAAUCCCUGGCAAGAGUGGAAUAGCCUCAGUUUUUAAAGAAAUGGUAUCUCUUUUGUGGAGUUGCCGACAUGUGGUUCUUCCUAUCAAAUUAAAAUGAAGAUAUUUCAAUUUUUGCAGGGAAAAUCCUUGCAGAAGGCUGCCUCCAUAUUAAACAGAGGGUUUGUUCCAAUUCUGAUGUAGCAUAUGAUUGCUGAUAUCUAAGGUUUGAUUGUUGGACUCUUACCAUUAUAAGUGUGCUUGUAAAAAUUUCUGCACCUUGCAAAUUUUCUUUACCCAUAAAGGAGUCUUGGCAUUGAUUUUUUUUCAAAGAUAUUGGUAUCGCUUUCAAAUGAGAAGACCUAGCUAACUGUAAGUCUUGGUUUACUUUGGACAGAAUUAAAUCUUAUAGUGUAUUUUCCAGUAUUGUAAAAAGGUGUUCUUUUUCCAGGAUAUGUAUUUUCAUUUGGACAGAGAAGCUGUAGCACUUAUUAGUCUAAGGUAUUCGUUUCCAAAAGAGGCAGAAAGUUAGCACCACAUUUGAGACUGAACCACUUUGUUGUGGUAAAAUGAUUAAAAGGAGGCUAAUUUUGAUCCUUGCUUUCUUCUUAGUUCAUAAUUGGCGGUAACCAAGAUUUUAAAAUCUGCUCUUCAACAGCGGUGAAUAAAGGUCCAAGUAAGAGUUAAUGAAACUUCCUGGAUUUGGUACACAUCUUUUACAGUAUUAAAACAGGAAUUGAUCAUUUGUGUUGUAAGCAUCACUUAAUCACGGUCUGUAAAACAUUUCAGAAGUUACCCUGAAUGAUACCUACAGAAAGAUUGAUUGUUUUCAUUUCCCCAAACUAAAGAAUAUAGUUUAUACAAUCUGCUCCUCUUAACUCGGUUGCUUAAAUUAUCUGGAAUUUCAAAUUUUUUAGCUCAAUUCUCAGUAUGAUGUAUUAUUUAUGCUUAAUUCAAAUUCAUGGGUAAUUCAUUUCCUCAGUGCAAAUGUGACUUUGAAUUAUUAGGAGUAGAAUGUAUGCAUACUGAAAGAAAGCUGUACCUAAUGAUUAAAGAAAACCACUGGUGUCUGAGGUUUUGUUUACUCUAUUAGCUAGAGUCUGCUGUAAGUUCAGGUAGGAUGUUUCCCCUUCUUCCUCCAUGAGCUCUGUAAAUGAUGGAAGAGGAAGUCUUUAUAUUAAGAGCCUACUUAUUGCAACAUGAAGCUGCAUUCCAAUAAGUGAAUAAAACUUAUUACCAUUUUAUCUUUUCUGCCCUGCUAAUGCAAAAAUAAUAUUCACACCCGUAAUCUCAAUCCUAUACUCAUCCUGACAUUUUCCAAGCCUAAAAUGCGGACUAGUUCAUUUAGUUGGUAAUUGAUGACUGUGGAAUGGUUGUGCCUUUGACUCCGUCCCUGAUAAUUGCUGACUAUUUUGAGUUCAAGGUAAAUUGUCUAUACAUUACUAUAUAGUACCUUAAGUUCAUUUUCUUGCAGGCAUUUACAGGAACAAUAAAGAAAUACAAUAGGAUCUAUGAACAACCAUAUAUAAAUAAGGACAAACAGCCAAUGUGCAAAAGAAAACGAAAUGUGCAAAUAAAAGAAAUGCUGAGAACAUGUGCUUUAAAGAGUCAUUGAAAGUGAGUUUGGAGGUCACUUUCAGUUCAGACGAUUUUGCAUCCCUUAUUAACCCGCAUGAGAAUUGCAUUAGAAAUGUUCCAUGUUCAGGUUUUGAGUCAUCCUCUUUCAAAAGUCAGUUAUCCACAUUUUCCCCUAUAAAAACAUACUCAAUCUUCCUGGUUGAAAACUACUAUCAUCAAUUGUAAAAUGGAUAAUUCUUUUGGUAUGUAUUUCAACAGAGUAGUUCAUGAAAUAACGAUUCUAUUCUCCUUUAUCAUUUAAGGGAGGUUCUUUCUCUUGUUUCAUUCUUUCUUAUUUGUCUGAUGCUUGCUUUAUUUGUAGAAUACCUGAACUAACUUAUUAUUAUUUCCAUCCUACUGUUUUUGGAAUGUAUCACUCUGCAAUAUCUUUCUGCUUUCAAGUCCUUAACAUAAGACUUGUCAAAUCUUGCUGAACUCAACCACAGUUUUAAAUAUUUAAAAUGAGGUUUUUGUUCCUUAACAGCGUCUAAGUGGUCAUAAUCAAGGUCUGUACAUUAAUGCUGCAUUAUUUAAUCAUGUUCUUGAAUUUUGAGCAAACUUUGACGUAAUCAGUUACACUAUUUUCCUGUAAUGUAUUUCCUCCAUUCUGUAAUUUAGUCACACCAUCAAAAGUGAUUUCAGUUUCCACAUUUGUAACAUUGCAUUUCUCCAUCCAAAUCUCACUGUCUUUUGCUGAAGCUCUUAUUUUCAAUAUUUAAAAUAUGCUUUUCAUUGUGCUAUCUUUGUGAAGUACAGGAAGAUUUUCUACAUUAAAGGUAAUAUACAAAUGCAAGUUGUUGAUGCAUAAUGAUGUCUUCCACCGAUACAGCCCACACUCUACCCGUCCCUACCUCCUUCAAAAACCACCACCUCGAGAAAACUUCACUUCUCUAGGAAGAUGAUGGGAAUCUACAAGGUAUUGUUCAUUAAGUGAUUGUUGUUAACUACUUUGUGAUUGCUAUUAGAAGCUUAGCUGGCUUUUUAAUAAAGUUCUACACAGGCAAAAAUUUAUAUUUAAUCCUGAAGACCAAUAUCAAGAUCACAUCUGUUGAAGUAAGAAAUAGUUGAAGUAAGUUACUUGAUCCCUGAAGGCAGUAGUAUCAUUCAGCCACUUAAUUUUCCUGCCUUUGUCCUCUUGAUUGCUUUAAUUAUUCUGAAUUUCGUUGUACAGACUCCAUAAUCCUCAAAAACUGUGGUGCAAGAUUAAUUUCACACUGUCAAACAUUGUACAAACAAGUCGAAGCACUUUUGAUUUUGUUUGUUUUAGGUUUUGUAGUGAAAUCUAGUGAUUCAGUAGUGAUGAACUUAGAUUUGAAUCUCUUAACUGGCAAUUUAAUUUGAUAACAACUAUUCAGAAAGAUCCAAUUUUAUAACUGAAGAGCCUGUUACGAAUUAAGAUUGUGUGAAGUCAGCUAACUUAUGUUGUUUGGGAGUUUAUAAUGAGAGGCUCAGAAACCACACUGUUUUUCAUACACCGUGACCUUCAGUGUGUGAGUUUGGUACUUAAGUGUGUUUAGUGAGAAGGGUCUAUGGGAGAAUAACCUUUGAUUCCACCGUGUGACAUUAGUACAAGAUGAGUAAGUCAGUGGUGUUUCAGAGUCAUAUAGCAUUGAAAGACACCCAUGCUGUGUCCACACAAACCAGUAAAACCUUUACAUUCUCAUCCCAUUCCCAUAAACUCCCCUUGGAUUCUAUCACCAAUCCACACACCAUGGGCAAUAUACUGCAGUUAAUUAAGCAAACAACCUGGGAAGUGGGAGGACACAGAUGCAUCAAUGGGAAGCCAUGCAGUCGCGGUGAGAAUAUGCAAAUUCCACAGGGACUCCUUUCUGACUGCUGCAGCUUGUAGGUUAUUAAUGUGAAGAUGCAUUUUUGAACUAUCUACAAGAUGGCUUUUCUGGAUCAAUAUAUUGAGGAACCAAUUUAGAAGGAUAUUUUGGAUUGUUUUGUGCAUGGGUCUUCGGUUGGAUAACCAAAAUAGGACAGAAUUUUACAUUGCAUCCAAAAGUGAUAUAAUUUGAUUGAGGACUUGGAUCUCAACUCUAAAGAAAAUUGUGAAGGUCAGAGAGAAGAGUUGGCAGUGAUUGAUUAGGAAAAUAUUGCAAACUACACCUGUUGAUGGGACAUUGGUUAACUUUUACAAGCACUGCAUAAAUUGCAAAAGAGCUCCUUUUGGCAUUAACCCUAACCCGAUUAACCCUGGCUUCAGCCCCACAAACCCUAAGCACACCCUGAUUAACCCUUGCUAAACCCCCACAAACCCGAUGUCCUUUGUCAAGAGGGGCAAAAUUCAACAAAGGCAAGUUUUGGACCUGGUCAAUGAAGGCGUGGGCCAGAUCAAAGUGGCAGGCUCGCGUGAAACUGAAUCUCAAGUGACGAGAUCAAAAAGCACAAGAGGGCUGAUUUGCCCACUGCCCACAUAAUCUCAACCUAACCUUACAGUGACAUGCUCUUCAUUCUCCCGGCCCACGAAGUGCCAAUAAGAAAGCCCAGAUACACACAAGGCGAGAGAGAACCAGUGAAUUAAACCCAAGAUGGGGCUCAGAAAACAAGUCAGUACCAAACUCAGGUGCAGUUAUUCUGAAUGCCCAGUAAUCACUGUCAAUUAAUCCCUUGCAAUCCAAGGCAUACGGAUGCCAGGUAAUGAUGUUUAAAAAUAUCAUUACCCUCAGAAUUACAUGCCUCUCAUUAUCUGGUCCGUGGGAAAUACACAAGCCAAGUCUGAUCAACUUUGGCGGGGCCACCUCGGGGAGGGUGUCUUAUGAUUAAAGGCCCGAAACACCUGACGAACUGAGGGUGCAUUACUGAUAAUGUGUCCCAGUGCACACCCGGUUCGUUGAACCAAGUGGUGUUGGACCACGAUAAUGAAAGGCAUGGGCCAGGUUAACCUGGCUUCCCCAUACAAGCCUAGUCGCCAUAGCAGCUCAUAAUCAAAACUCUGCAGCCUAACCUCUCCCAGCCAAAUAUAUACAUCCACCAGCCCAACACUCAAACCUAAUGCUGAAGUCCAAAAGGGACACACACCCCCACAAACCCUAGGCACUUCCUGAUUAACCCUGGCUUCAGCCCCACAAACCCUAAGCACACCCUGAUUAACCCUUGCUAAACCCCCACAAACCCGAUGUCCUAUGUCAGGAGGGGCAAAAUUCAACAAAGGCAAGUGUUGUACCUGGUCAAUGAAGGCUGAUUCGCCCACUGCCCACAUAAUCUCACCCCAACCCCAACCCCAACCCUUACCCGUUAACAAGAGAAAUUAAAGAAAGCAUCAGAGAGGCUUAUGAAGUUUUCAGAAAUAAAUUUAAAUAAUAAAUUUAGAAUUUAGUAACAAAAAUCAUGAAGAUAGAAUACGAGCAGACUAGCAAAAAACAUUAACAAGAUUAUAAGAAGUAUAGAUAAACUGAUUGAGAACACAGGGGUACUUUACAUUCAGACAAUGAUUUUCAAUAAGCAAGUGCCAGAGUAUUUAAACAACUAAUGUCUUCACGUGAGAAAAUGCACAAACCUGCAGAGAGGAUAUUUCCUCUUACUGAGCUCUGUCAAUAGUGGAUAUAAUUGAAAAUGAGUAGGACAUUUAGGACCUAGAGGCCUGAGGAAGGUCAGUUAUUCGGAAGUGAUUGACGGGUUUCUGAUUAUUGAAUCAAAGUGUAUGGUGAUUGUGUUGGGAAGCUAAAGAAGGUUGUGAUCAUGAUUGAUCAAAUUAUGUUGAAUGACAGAGUAAGCUCAAAAGACUGCAUAACCUAUUCUUACUCUAUUUGAUAUAUUCGUGUCAAAAAUAUGAAUUCUUGUCACAGUUAAUCUUAAAAUUUCUGCGUCUUUUCCUGUGAAUGAACUGGGAAUUUGGGUAGAAAGAAUGGAAGUGUGAGAAUUGCAGCAGAUGUAUUUAAAAGAAAUUCAGAUUGUCUUGAAUAAUAGAAUAUUUCCUUUUUAACAGUCCCCUUGCUUGAAAACCUGAACAAAUUAAACAUUGCAUGGUCACUGAAUUCUACUUGUGCUUGAAUUAGAAGAGUUAUAGCUGGUCUCCAAAGAUAAUGCACUUUUCAUUUUGGUGCUCCACUGGCAAUGGCUAAUAUUCUCGUAAGAGCAAUGUAUGGGCAUAAUUCAAAAUAGCAUAUUUUUAAUUUUAGGACACAACUUUGAAGCAAUCUCAAAUAGUAAUUUUGAAAAGUUAGAGAUGGAAGUGGGUAUUGUAAAUACAAAUUCUAUUAUUAUUUAAUGCAACUUUAAAGAAAAAAGUGGACUCAACGAAGUACAAUGGUGUUCUCUAUCCAUCAAUUUGUCACUGAAAUUGGUCAACAAUGAAGGUGGCAUUUUGUCUGUCACUGACGGGUGAUAGCAAAGUAAAAUAAUUAAGCAUCUGAUAACCUAGUUUUUUUUUAAACAUUUCUAUGAGAUGUGGUAAUCAUUGAAAAGAUCAGCAUAUUGCUUUGUGCAUCCUUAGUUAUCCUCAGGGUGGUGGUGAUCUGCACUGAAUCAUAGUGCAUUAAAUGUACUUCCACAGUAUUAUUGGGUAUGGAGUUCCAGCAUUUUGAGCUGCAAUUGCUGACCAGUGGGCAAUAUACUGUAUUUCCAAGUCUGAAUAGUACGUGAUUUAGAUGGAAUUUUGAAGGGAUGAUGUUUCUGGACCCCUUCUUGCCCUUCUCUUUCUAGUAUGCAGCAUUCAUUGGUUUGGGAUAAACUGCUGAAGAAAUCUUGCUGAGUUGCUGCAUUGCGUUGUGUAGAUAGGCCACAUCACACCCUAUUAAGUAUGAUGGAUGGUGUUCUCAAGGUGAAAGUGUGCGUACCACAUUUUUACAUUAUUCUUGUUUGAAUCUAGAAUGUGCUAAUUAUCAAUGUGGAAGUAUUGCCUGCUGUACUUCUAAAUGAUUUUUGGUGCCAGUUGUAAAAGCUCAAAAAUUUGUGGAUGAAAAUCAAUUUUACUUAUAAAAAUUGUCAGUAGAAGGAAUGCUAAUAUUUCCACCAUCUGCAAUAUUUUGCUUCUGAAAUACCAUCAUAUUGGAUUUAAAUCUGUGGAAUGGAUGUGCUACGCUGAAUGAAAUUCUUGCAUUUAUAUCAAAAGUUUGUGUGUAUGUUGGAUGAAGAAUGUAGAAACUAUAGAAUUUUGUUUUGUAUCUUCAAUCACUUUUCCAUUUGGCAGUAGUAAAAUGAGAUGGGUGACAUUAUUUGCUUUUGGAUCCCUGUACAGGCCAAGAAUGAACAUGGCAGAUUUUAGAUGAGGUCUGUAAAAUUACUAGCCAAGACAGUAUCCAAUGAAUAAUGCAUUUAAAGUAUGUAUCUGAGAACUCUCUUCAACUAUUUUAAUUUUUAUGUGAUGGUUAUUAUCCCUGAAAUUGCUUUUGAUAUUUAUUUCAUCGAGACUACUUUCGGCUCUGUAUAUGCUUUAAUUAAACUGUGUAAAUAGUUGAUAACAUUUACAGCUUUAGAGGGGGGAGAACUAUCUGUUCUGAUUAAUGGAAAACCAAGGACAUACUCUAAAUGUAUUCUAGAGGAAAAUUCCAGAUAUUGUUCAAGCACCUCUUAUUCAGAUGUAUCAGUUCUAUCUAGAUUCUCACUGAAUUUGGGGGAAAAAAGUACUAAUUUGAGCUCAUUCUUAUAUUUACUAUUUCAUUUGAAAGCAAGAAAGAAUUUUCUGUUGAAAACUGCUUGUAUGGAUAAAUUUUUUUGUGUAGGAGCAGAGUAUUAUACCACUUGUAGGUAAAAUUAGUAAGAUGGUUUAUUGUCACAUGUACUGAGGUACAGUGGAAAAACUUGUCUUCCAUACUGUUCAUAUAAUCACCAUUACAACAAUGCAUUGAGAUCAUACGAGUUAAAAUAUAAGAGUGCAGAAUAAAGUGAUAAAAUCCUUGUUUAACUGGUUUCUAAUAUAUCCACAAAUGCUGUGUCAUAUUUAGAAUGCAUAAUUCUGUGAUUUACUUGCUCUGCCAAAAUGCCAACUUAUUUUGCAAGUAUGUUCCAGCCUGUAAAAUCUUGCAUGACAAAAUGAUACAAGGAGUCUGAUACCAACAAGUGGAAAACUAACAUUUUGUUAAAGUAACACACAUAAAAUGGUUCUGCCGAAGGAUUUCCCUGUACUUUUUUUCCAUAGAUGCUGCCUGGCCUGCUGCGUUCCUCCAGCAUUUUACGUGUGUUGCUUGGAUUUGCAGAUUUUCUCUUAUUGGUGAUUUUGGUGAAGUUAGCUUUGGUUUCUUUUUAUCCAUAGUAUAAACUCUAUAGGAUUAUUCCAGCAUUUAUUUUCAUUGGUGGAAAGCAUAGAUGAGUUCAUUCCAGUUGCCAAUUGUUUAAUUUUGUGAAUUGUACACAUUGACUAAGAAAGUAAAUACAGGUUGGGCACCCCUUAUCCGAAAUUCCAAAAUCUUACAACCUUCAAAAUCUGAAUUUUUUUGAGCGCUGACAUGACGUCACAAAUGGAGAAUUCCACAAGAACCUGCGAAGGUUCCCAGGGGAUGUGCAGGUCUCAGUGCACCACCAACAGUUCUGAGAAGCAAUCUCACAUAUGUAAUGAACAAAGUUAAUGAAAAAUAGAAUAGUUGCACACAGCAAAAAAAUCAAGAUCUCGAUCAUGUAUCGUAUGUCAGUGAACAUAUGCCACUUAUUGGUAUGCUGAUUGUUUUUAUACUUAACAAAAAAACCUUAAAAAAAGUAAAAUGGGAAUACAGUGUACUGUAACCAUUUAAUCUGGACCCCCUACAAUUUGCCUACUGCCACAACAGAUCGACAGAUGACACAAUAGCCACUGCUCUACAUACCGUUAUUGCACAUCUGGAGAAGAAGAUUGCUUAUGUGAGAAUGCUGUUCUUGGACUACAGCUCAGCAUUGAACACCAUAAUUCCAUCCAGGCUCCACAGGAAGCUCAGAGACCUCGGCCUUGACCCUACCUUGUGUAGCUGGAUCCUGGACUUUCCUGUCAGAUAGCCAGCAGAUGGUAAAAGUGGACUCCCUCACCCCUCUGACUCUCAACACAGGAGCCCAUCAGAGCUGUGCACUGUCCCCUUCUUUACUCCUUGUACACCUAUGAUUCCGUCAACACCCGCAGCUCUAAUCUGAUUAUUAAAUUUGCUGACCACACUGCAUUGAUUUGCUUAAUCUCAAACAAUAACCAGGUGGCCUACAGCGAAGAAGUCAUCUCUCUGACGUAGUGGUGUCAAGUAAACCACCUCUCCCUCAACGUCACAAAAACAAAGGAGCUGUUUGUAGAUUACAGGAGGAAUGGAGACAGGCUAACCCCUUUUGACAUCAAUGGAUCCGGGGUUGAGAGGGUAAACGGCUUUAAGUUGCUUGGCAUCCACAUCACCGAGGACCUCGCAUGGUCUCUACACACCAGCUGUAUAGUGAAAAAGGUACAAAAGCACCUCUUUUACCACAGACGGCUGAGGAAGUUUAGUAUGGGCCCCCAAGCCUUAAGGACUUCCGACAGGGACACAAUUGAGAGCAUCCUGACUGGCUGUAUCACUGCCUGGUAUGGCAACUGUACCUCCCUUAAUCGCAGGAUUCUGCAGAGAGUGGUGUGGACAGCCCAGUGCAUCUGUAGAUGAGAACUUUCCAUGAUUCAGGACAUUUACAAGGACAGGUGUGUAAAAAGGGCCUGAAGGAUCAUUGGAGACCCGAGUCAUCUCAACCACAAGCUGUUCCAGCUGCUACCAUCUGGGAAACGGUACUGCAGCAUAAAAGCCAGGACCAACAGACUCCAGGACAGCUUCUUCCACCAGGCCAUCAGACUAUUAACUCACUCUGAUUUGAGUGUAUUUCUGUGUUACAUUGACCUUUCUAUUUAUUAUAAAUUACUAUGAUUGCACAUUUAGACAGAGACGUAACGUAAAGAUUUUUAUUGCUCAUGUAUGUGAAGAAUGUAAGCAAUAAACUCAAAUCAAUUCAAUCAAAACACGGCAUCCUAGGUGGAGAGUGAAAGCCUGCCAUUGUUUGUUGCUGUUCAACAGCUGAUUCAGGAAUUCUCUCGAUGCUACUGUGCUGCUUUUGUUGCCCUGCGCACGUUAUAUUAAUGGUAUGUAAUAAUUUUUACUGGGGUAAUUUUUACUUGUGUGAUGAACCAGUGUAAGGCAAAAGACUGUAGAACAUAAAUUCAGCAUCAGAAAUGAUGCUGAUCCUAAGCUAUCUCAUUAUAUAUUCCAAAAUCCAAACACUUUCCAUUCUUAGCAUUUUGGUUAAGGGGUACUCAACCUGUAUAUUUUUGCUCUGUUGAUUGCAGCAUUCCAGAAAUAAUUUACACAUGGCAUACACUUAAAGACAGAGGGAAUAUGGAAGUAAUUGAAAUUUUUACUAUUACAUCAUACCCCCUUGUAAAUUAUUACUUAGCCUGAUGCAAGAGCUCCUACUUCAAAUUGUAAUAUUCAAUAGCAAAUAAAUCUGUAUUUAUGUGCUUAAACAUACCAAUCACAUAAGCAGAGAAUGUUGGUGGAUUUGAUUAACCACCCAUGGCUUGUAUCCGAAAUAUAAAGCUUUUCAAGAACUAUAAGUAAUUGGAUUCUAUGUAACUAAAAUAUAAGUGUAACUAUAAAGACAUUACGUAAAAGUUGUAUAAGUUUGUUACAAUGGAAGUACUUUGUUGACAUUGCCACUCAUAACUUCGAAAAGGCAGAUGAUGCAUGAGUAUUCUCAUAGGCACAGACAAUUAGACUCGGGAAGUUUAAAUUGUAAUUUAACAAUUCAAGGUAAAGGGUCAUAAAGUUGGGGGGAAAUUGGCCUUAACUACAACCCUCCCUUCCCCUCUCCACACAGAUAAGGUUAUAGAAUGAUUGCUAGUAGACAGUAGCAUCAAAGUCAAUGGAAGUAGUUUGUCCAUUUCUGUACUAAAACAUAGCUGAGCUUCCAAAUUUAGGAUUGUUGUUCUGCAAUAUGAUGUGGCAGGUGCACUGGUAAGGUAUUCCAGGUUGUUUUCAAUUCACACUGUAUGUUUAGCCUCAAUUUCUAAUUGUCUUUGAGAAAGUAAUGGUAAAAAUCUUGAAAUGUCAAAAUCCAUCCGUUAAAUCGUUAAAUCUGUUUUUGAUACAACUCAGCAUAAAGAAUAGUUAAGAGUGAGUCAACUAGAUAAUUUCUUGUACCUAGUGUUACAUAAACCCCAAACCCACUUUCUUGCCUAAAGCCAUGUAUAUUUUAUGAUGCAUUGAUGGUUUUAUUUAUUAAUUACUUAUUACUGAUAGGAUUUGAACUUUCAAGUGAUUAGUCCGGGUCUCUGGGUUGCUACAGUGGCAGAAAGCUAUUCUGCAGUAUUGUUUAUAUAUGUGUAUCUAAAAUAUCAUUGUAGAGUGUACAAUUCAGCAUGAUGUGUGCUUUUCACUACUGAUAGUGAAGUGAAAAUCAGUAGAUACUGAAAUUUGGACGUCUUUAGUGAAAAGUAAUAGAAUACAUAAAUGAUUAUAUUAGAAGUAAUUUUGAAAUGGCCUUGAUUGUACAUUAUACAUUGGGACACAAGAAAACUUUGAAGUGUAAAAAGCUUCCAUUUCUAAUCAGCUUCUCAUGGGAAUCUUAUAAGGUAAUAGAGCCCCAAGAAGUCUUAUAAAGUUUUCCAAUAUUUGUAUGGAAAAUAUAUAUUUUCUUGUGUUUGUUUUUUAUUAUUGUCAUAAUAACAUAAAUAUGUUUUUGACACCAAGCUGAAUUUAAUAAUUUCUACAUUCCAUUUGUAAAUAUUGGUGAAAUUGCAGUGAUUUUUUUCUGAUUCUUGGUUAGCUUUUGUCAAUGUAAAUACCACCACUCGUCCUCCUCAGAAUAUUUCUGCCACUAAUUUUGUUUAAUUCCCACUGGAAUUAUGUAUAUAGAGCUUAAAAUGUUUCCCUUUGGAUUUAGCAGCCUACUUCUGACAUUUUCUUUUAUUAAACUUGAGUCAUAUACUGUCUUGGAGAGAUGGUGUGCUUUUACCUGUAGGUGGCCUGUUAUUAACACCAUGUCAUUUUAUAUAUUACAGAUCCUAAUAAUUCUUGCCAUAUAUCAAGUUAUUUCAUAACAAAAGAAGUUUGUAGAAUAAUCAAGAAUCAUAUCAUUUCCAGGGACUCUGAAUGGAAUGCUAUUCUACAGCAGGACCAGUAAUGAGGGCAAUGGGCUCAGCGCCACCUCAGAACCCAGAGGACUGUAGUGGAAGCAAGACAUCCUCAGCACUGAAUGACAAUCAAGUUAAAAAAAAAAGUUUCUAUUCUCUACCAAGACUAGUAUUUGUCAAAGUUUUCUUCACAGCCUGCAUUGCGGGGGAGGGGAUGCCGUAAGGCAAAAUACUAGUUGAAAUAUUUCCUGAUACUAAUACUAACUGAGAUUGGCUGAGAAAGAAAAGUCAAGGAAGAAUGCAAGUGUUUUGAUGUUUUCAGGCCAGGUGAACAAUGUUCAGACUUAGCCUUAAACUUCAUGUCAAUUGUUUAAUAACAUUUAAUCGACUGAAGUGUAUUGUGCAAUGUUAGUAAAUCAGAGCAAAUGUUCUUGUGUCUACCUCCAGCCUCAUUAUCUGUACAUUAAGACAAGACUGUACAGUUUUUAUAAAGCAUUUCCAUUUCAUAAAUCCUGACAGGUGUACAAUACAACGCACAAAACUUUUUUCCUCUCUUCAUGAGGAGCUGAUGCUCAUCUCUGUCAGAAGUGGUGGACUGGUGACGGGGGACCUCUGGUUCUGGUAGAGAAUGGAAAUAUUUUUUAAAACUAGUUGUCAUUUGGUGCUGAGGAUGACUUGCUUCUACUGCAGUUCUGUAGGUUCUGAGGUGGUUGAGCUUCAUUAUUGGUGUUGUGAAGAAACUCAACAGUUUUAAUUUCUGUGGUACCAUUCACCAGCAACCUCAAACUGUUGGAACUCAGUAGGUCAAGGAACAAUGUGGAGAGAAAUAGACAGCUGAUGUUUUGGGUCAAGACCUCUGAUCUGAACUUUCCAACUUCGUUCCAUCAUCUGUGGAUGUUGUAUCAUCAAUAACCUCACCAGGUCUUUUCACUCUGGUAUUAAUAAAGAAAGCACAUCUACAUAUUUACUUGGAUCUGUGAAAAGAUUUGGUGUGUCCAUGUGGAUUCUUUUGAACUUCCUCAGAUAUACUAUAGGAAAUAUUGUAAUGAGUUGCAUCAGGGCCAGGUAUGGCAUCUGCCCUGUUCUUAACUGAGAAUUAGCAGUGUGUGGUAAAUGCAGUCCAGGCUAUCACAAAGCUCAUCACUUCCCUACUUCCAGCCAGUCUUCAAGACUUCAUUUCAAGAUACAAGUUAGAUAGUCUGUGUUCUAUUGAUUCCAACACCUCUAGCUUGGGCAUAGAUGUUUUUGCCCACUACCACCCUCUCGGCAUUCCUCUUAGCAUGCAUAGCAUUGUGGGGCAGACAUGGAAAGGAAAGGGAUUCGAGGGCAGUCUUUGAGGAUUCUCUGCAGUCCUUGACUGAUGGAGUCAAAAUCUGCUUGGAGAUCAGCACUGGCAUAAUCUAUGAUGCAAGAUUCCCAUUCUACUACCCACACGUAAUGUUGCUUUCCUGAAAUCAGCAUGAACUGAGUAGCAAGGAAUAAACUAUGAAUGGGCCUAUUGCCCACAUCUCGCUAAAGGAUCAAGUGAUCAGCUGUUUUUGCAGAAGACAUGGGAAAGAUUCUUCCCUGACUACAAACUUUGGACACCAAUGUACACCCAAUUGAAACCUUCUGCCAGCUUAAAAGUUGCCGAAGUUACGACCCUUGUAGAUGGCAAAAUUAUUUUCAAGAUUAUUCUUUGAGAUAUAGGGCAUAUUCCUUUGUUCAGGGGUGGAAUAAGAACAGAUCAGGGAAAAAAAAAGAUAGGCAGUAGGAUCCUUGGAGCAGAAAAGAAGUAUGAGGCUGAAAUACAGCAUGCACGUGGGAGUAUGAUUGGAGGGUGGGAUGUGGUUCAGAGGCAUAGAGCUCAGUGAAGGAGAGGAGAUGAUUUAACAGGGAAUUAAGGGGCAGGGUGGCUGAGGGGAAUACUGAGGAAGAGGCAGUAAGCAAUAAUAUCUGCCUGAGCUGGAAGUGUUGGAACAAAUACAAGCAACACUCCAGAUCUCUUGUAUAUGGUCACAGAGCAGAGCAUCUAAGAAAAGAUGUACUGUCUUUGGAGAGGAUCCAGAGCAGGUUCACAAGAGUACUUCUGCGAAUGAAAGGGUUAAUGUAUGAGGUGCAUUUGAUGGCUCUGGGCCUGUACUCACUGGAGUUUACAAAAGUGAGGGGGGGGGGGAUCUCAUUGAACCCUAUCGAAUAUUGAAAGGUCAGGAUAUAGUGGAUUUGGGUUGGAUGUUUACUGUAGUGAGUGAGUCUAGGAUCAAAGAGCUCAGCCUCAGAAUACAGGGAUUUCCACUUAGAAUAUAGUUAAGGAAUUUCUUUAUCCAGAGGGUAGUGGAUUUGUGGAAUCCAUUUCCAUAGGUGGCUAUGGAGGCCAAGUCAUCUAAAACACAGGCUAAUAGGCUCUUGAUUAGUCAGGAUGUCAGGAAGAAGGCAGGAGAAUGGGGAUUGAGAGGGAUAAUAAGUUAGCUAUGAUGGAAUGGCAGAGCAGACUGGAUUGGCGAAGUGGUCUAGUUCUGCUCCUAUGUCUUAUGAUUAUUGCCCUACAUAAACCACUGACACUGACCCUCCAGUGCACCCCAGUUUGGUGCAAUGGAGUAGCCACACACUUCUGCUAAUGCAGCAAGAUGAUGUAACAAUUUGACAGUAUAAUCCACAGCUUUCCAGGGAAAAGUUUACAGAAUUAUCUACGGUUCAUUACAAUGACCUUUACAAUUCAUUUACCAUUAUGGAUUCAACCAAUUGUCAUUGAAUAGCAUGCUCUUGCUGCUAAAUGGCAGGUCUACACAGCUUUGUCUCAGCCUUGAAAUCAUGGCUUUGGAUUUCACAUUAACAAAUAUGUCAGCAUAUAUACGUUUGAUAUGCAGAAAGAGCAAAAGGCUGAGUUCCUUGAUAUAUGAGUGAUAUGAAGUGAGAAUUGGACAGCAAAAACCACUAGGUAUGAGGAGUUAUAAAUUAAAGACUAAUGAGUGUGGGAACUAUUUUGAAAGCAAUGUAAAACAUGAAAUUGUAGUUAAUCCCAAGUAUUUUGAUCUGUUGUGUAUUUAAUACAUUGCUACACCAGUUACUAGUCCAUGUCAUUCACUUCCAAUGUCUCCGGUACCUUCUUCCAUCAACACCAAUUACAGUGUGAAGAGUGGCUGUGUGAAGAAGUCACUGUUAAAACUUAACUUAGCUGAAGUGUAUAAUACUGUUCCUUUAGCUUGCUUUGAUCAGUAUAGAAGACUUGGGAUAGUGGCAAUGGCUGAAGAAUCAAUAGAUAAAUUCCAGGCUGCAAAAGUCUUCCUUGCAUUGUAUUUAAUAAUUGCAAACAGAUAAAUUGAUACUGUGAGUGUCAAAUACAGUGCAUUAUACAUUUAAGCCAUAAGUAAGCAGCAUACACAUCAAAGCCCUCACCCUCCAGGCCAUGUUUUCUUCUUGCUACUACCACUAGGCUGGAAGUAGCAAAGUCUUGUGUUCAGCAACAUUUAUUACCCUUCAACCAUCAGGUCCAUGAACCAGCCUGGAUGACUUCACUCGCCUCAACCCUAAACUGAUGCAUUACCUACAGAAUCACUUUCAAGGACUUUACAACUUAUGUUCUCACUAUUAUUUAUUUGCACAUUUGGUUGUCUUUUUCACAUCAGUCUUUGUUAUGUAUAGUUUUCCAUGCAUUCUAUUGUAUUUUAUUUUCCUGUAAAUGCCAACAAAAAAAUUAAACAGUAUAAAUAUGGUGACAUGUAUGUACUUGGGUAAUAAAGAUACUUUGACUUGGCUGGA
Molecule: messenger RNA, 22011 nt
Organism: Hypanus sabinus (Atlantic stingray)
Lineage: Eukaryota; Metazoa; Chordata; Chondrichthyes; Myliobatiformes; Dasyatidae
Gene: man1a2
Product: mannosidase, alpha, class 1A, member 2
Exons: 13
Coding region: 4397-6361 (654 amino acids)
Biological process (GO): N-glycan processing; carbohydrate metabolic process
Cellular component (GO): endoplasmic reticulum; Golgi membrane; extracellular exosome
Molecular function (GO): calcium ion binding; mannosyl-oligosaccharide 1,2-alpha-mannosidase activity
Source: RefSeq, a predicted model, not a curated record